This is a messenger RNA of Dermatophagoides pteronyssinus (European house dust mite), 3631 nucleotides long. RefSeq lists its product as uncharacterized. The record is from RefSeq and is a predicted model, not a curated record. Lineage: Eukaryota; Metazoa; Arthropoda; Arachnida; Sarcoptiformes; Pyroglyphidae. Gene Ontology annotation, biological process: protein phosphorylation. Gene Ontology annotation, cellular component: cytoplasm. Gene Ontology annotation, molecular function: ATP binding; protein serine/threonine kinase activity.
UUUUUGUUACUUUUUUUAAAAAAUCCAAUAAAUAAUCAAUGGUCUGUUUUGCUAGGGAUACAUUCAAUUCGGAUGGUAAUGGUACUAUCACUAAAUCAACAACAUCUACCAAUAAUCAAUUGAUAACAAUUAAUCAACCACAAACAUCGUUAACCACUAAGGAUGAUGAUGAUGAUGGUGGUGGUGGUGAUGGUGGCCAAUUAAUGAUCACCAUUCAACCAUCUUCAAGUAAAAAUCAUCAUCAAUCAUCAAUAGAUGAUGAACAAGAUUCACAAACAUUGAUUGAAGAUAAAAAUCCAACAGCAAUUUUAUCAUCAUCAUCAACAUCAUCAUCAUCAUUUGAUAGAAUGCUUGAACAUUCCAAACAUUCAACAAUAGAAGAUGAUGAUAAAUCAUCGAAUGAUUCAUUGAAUAAACAACAAAUUUCAUCACAUCGUAAAUUAACACGUAUUUUUGCACAAAAUCCAAUCGAACAACAACAACAACAACAACAACAACAUAAUGAUGAAUCCAAUAUUCCAAUAUAUGAUACACAAAUCAUAUUGGAUACAGAUAAUCAAGAUGUUUUUGUAUCAUUACAACAACAACCAAAAUCUGAAAUUAAUGAAUUUUUAUCAUCAUCAUCAUCAUUACCAUAUAAUUCUAAUAUAAAUAAUGGUCAAUCAUUUAUAUUUAGUCGUCAAGCAUAUCGUGAUAUACCACCAUUUAAUCAUGAUUAUUAUAAUUCACAUAAUUUAUUUACAACAUUUUUUGGUUAUAAUACUGGUAGAUGGUUUAAUGGUAUUAUUGGUUGUCUGAAACCAUUUCUAGAUAUGCUUGGAUCAAAAGAUUCAUCAAUGAAUACGUUUCAUCAUCAUGAUGAUGAUUGGGAAAUACCAUUCGAACAUAUAAAAGAUUUACAAUGGCUUGGUAGUGGUGCACAGGGUGCUGUUUUUAUGGGUAAAUAUAAUAAUGAAUGGGUUGCUGUUAAAAAAGUAAAAGAAAAACGUGAAACCGAAAUCAAACAUCUAAGAAAAUUAAAUCAUUCAAAUAUUGUUGCAUUUCGUGGUGUUUGUACACAAAGUCCAAAUUGUUAUUGUAUUGUAAUGGAAUUUUGUCCAUAUGGACAAUUGUAUGAAUUUUUAAAAAGUGGUCAACAAUUAUCACCACAAAUGAUUAUUGAAUGGGCAAAACAGAUUGCAUCCGGUAUGAAUUAUUUACAUUCACAUAAAAUUAUACAUCGUGAUCUUAAAUCACCAAAUGUACUUAUAUCAUAUAAUGAUACAUUGAAAAUAUCUGAUUUUGGUACAUGUAAACAAUUGAAUGAUCGAUCGACUAAAAUGUCAUUUACAGGUACUGUUGCUUGGAUGGCUCCAGAGAUUAUACGUGAUGAACUUUGUUCGGAAAAAGUUGAUAUUUGGAGUUUUGGUGUUGUACUUUGGGAGCUUUUGAAUUGUGAAAUACCAUAUCGUGAUGUUGAUUCAUCAGCAAUCAUAUGGGGUGUUGGUAAUUCAAGUCUUACAUUACCGAUUCCAUCUGGUGUACCAAGAGGUUUUGAUCUAUUAUUACAACAAUGUUGGAAUAUAAAACCAAGAAAUCGACCAUCAUUUCGACAAGUUUUAAUGCAUUUAGAUAUUGCUAGUUCAGAAUUGAUUAAUAUUGAAGCAAAUCAAUUUUUUAUUAUUCAACAACAAUGGCGUGAUGAAAUACGUGAUUGUAUGAAACGUAUGAAACGUAGACGAUCCAGUGUAGCCAUUUCGAAUGAACAUCAAAUUAAUAAUGAAAAUUAUAAAGAAGAAAUUGAACAUUUAAUUUGUAAACGUAAAGAAGAAUUAAUGCAUGCACAACAUAUACGUGAAGAAUAUGUUAGAAAACGUGAAUGUGCAAAUAAUCUUUAUAUGGAAUUGAUGACAUGUUUAUUAAAAUUAGAACAACGUGAAAAAAAUCUUUUACAACGUGAACAUGCAUUAAUAUCAAGAUUGGCCAAAAAUUGUGGUCAUCCAUCAUUGACUGAUGUGAGUCGUUCACCAUCGAUUUUAUCACCAUUUGUUGAAAAAGUUCCAGAAGUUUUUCGACAAGAACUUUAUGAUUGUAACAAAAUAAUUCCCUAUUCACUUCUUGAUUAUAAUGAAAAACAAAUGAAUUGUAUUGAACCGACUGUUUCUACUACGAUUACAAUCGAUGAUGAUGAUGAUGUUAAUGAAUCUGGAAAUCAACAUUUAAAAUUCAUUGUUCCACAAUCAUCGACCAACAUUAAUCGUCGUAAGAAACGAAUACCUGCUAUUCAUAGCCCAAAACAAACAAAAAAUCAUAAUCGAUCAUCAAAAAAAUCAUCAUCAUUAUGUAAUCAAUGUCAUUAUUAUCAUUCAUCAAUUAGAAGUCGUCGUAAUCGUUUUCAUCAUCGUUCAUUAUCACCUAAACCAAAAUCACCCGAUUUAAUUGUUCAUAAUAAUAAUAAUGAUAAAACAAUCGAAUUACGUAAUACACCAACCCCAUCAAGACCAUCAGUUUUGGAUAAAAAUUUUAUCAAAAUUCAUAAUAAUAAUUGUAAUAAAAUAAUAAAACGUUCGGAUAAAGCAAUACAAACAAAUGAAACAAUAUUCAAUUAUAAUUCAGAUAAUAGUAAUUCAUCACCAAAUAUUGAAAAAAAUGUAUUAAACAAUGAUAAACAAACGACAACAGUUUUAUUGGAAUGUAGUACAUCGAAUCCAAAUAGUCCAAAUAAUCAUACAAAAUUAACAACAAAAAUGUCUACUACAUCUACAUUUGAUUCUGGUUAUGGUGAUGGAUAUCAAAGUUGUUUAUCCACACCGUCCACACAUUCGAAUAAAGUUAGAUUUACGGAUAAAAGCCCGAUGACACCAUCAUCAAUUAAAUCACCAUUUGGUGAUGGAGAAUUUGGUGAUCUUGAUGAUAAUAAUAAUAAUAAUAAUAACAAUGAUAAAGCAACAUCGACAACUUUUAAUCGAAUCAAAUGUCGACAAAGUAAUUCAAAUACAUUGCCAAGCUUGAGCAGUAUUGAUGAAAAUAGUGUUAAUGAAGAAUUAGAGAAAAAUGAUUUAUUCAUUAUCAAUCGUGAUAGUAAUCGUGAACCAAGAAUUAUUGAAGAAUCAAUUGAAGAAAUGAAUAAAGUUAUUUUGGAUACAUUCGAACAUCUUGAUAGUAAAAAUCCACAAAAACAUCAUCAUCAUAAUCAUCGAAAAGAUACAUUCAUUUGUAAACAUUGUUCUUCAGAUAGUGAUUCUUCAUCUGAUUCAUCAUUCUUACACACUUAUGGUGAUGAUGAUGAUUCUUGUAAUUGUUCAGAUGAUGAUGAUGAUGGUGACGAUGAUGAUGAUGAAGAUGCGAAUGAAUAUGAUAAUCAUGAUCAUGAUGAUAGUAAAUAUUUAUUACGAAAAAAAUUUCAUAAAGCUGUACAUCAAUUUAAUGAAUCUAGUCGUCGUUAUUGUGAUUCAAUAUCAUUAAGUUCAAGCGAUAAUUUUGUCGAUGAUGAUGAUGAUAAUGAUACAAAUGAUCAAACAAUUCAAAAAAUCGAUAAUAAAACAUCGACAAAUAUUAUUCAUAAUCAUCAUCAUCAUCAUCAUUAUCAUCAUUGUCAAUCGAAACAACAAACACAAAAUUCAACAAUGGCAAACAAUUGAGAAUGAACAAC